CCGCUUCUACAGUGUCUGCGGGCUCCUGCUACAAGGUGAGUAACUGAAGGUUAAAACCAGAAUUCCUGGAUAUGAAGUGUAUAUGCUUUUUUAUUAGUGUCCUGUGGGUAAGCACAUAAAUCCUUCCUGUAUAAUCAGACUACAUCAAGGCAGCCAAGGACAGUUUCCACUAACACAGAAUGUAACGGUUGUAGAAGGAGGAACUGCAAUUUUGACCUGCAGGGUUGAUCAAAAUGAUAACACCUCCCUCCAGUGGUCAAAUCCAGCUCAACAGACUCUCUACUUUGAUGACAAGAAAGCUUUGCGGGACAAUCGGAUCGAGCUGGUUCGUGCUUCCUGGCAUGAAUUGAGUAUCAGCGUCAGUGAUGUGUCUCUGUCUGAUGAAGGACAGUACACCUGUUCUUUGUUUACCAUGCCUGUCAAAACUUCCAAGGCCUAUCUUACAGUUCUGGGUGUUCCCGAGAAGCCUCAAAUUAGUGGAUUUUCAUCACCAGUUAUGGAGGGAGACUUGAUGCAGCUGACUUGUAAAACAUCUGGUAGUAAACCUGCAGCUGAUAUAAGGUGGUUCAAAAAUGACAAAGAGAUCAAAGAUGUAAAAUACUUAAAAGAAGAGGAUGCAAAUCGCAAGACCUUCACUGUCAGCAGCACGCUGGAUUUCCGAGUGGACCGGAGUGAUGAUGGAGUGGCAGUCAUCUGCAGAGUAGACCAUGAAUCCCUCAACGCCACCCCUCAGGUAGCCAUGCAGGUGCUCGAAAUACACUAUACACCAUCAGUUAAGAUUAUACCAUCCACCCCUUUUCCACAAGAAGGACAGCCUUUAAUCUUGACUUGUGAAUCCAAAGGAAAACCACUGCCAGAACCUGUUUUGUGGACGAAGGAUGGUGGAGAAUUACCAGAUCCUGACCGGAUGGUUGUGAGUGGUAGGGAGCUAAACAUUCUUUUCCUGAACAAAACGGAUAAUGGUACAUAUCGAUGUGAAGCAACAAACACCAUCGGCCAAAGCAGUGCGGAGUAUGUUCUCAUUGUACAUGAUGUUCCCACCACUUUGCUUUCCACUACUAUCAUCCCCUCCCUUACCACUGCAACAGUCACAACCACUGUAGCCAUAGCAACCAGCCCAACCACAUCUGCAACAACCAGCAGCAUCAGAGAUCCUAAUGCUCUGGCUGGCCAGACUGGCCCUGACCAUGCUCUUAUAGGAGGAAUAGUGGCUGUAGUUGUAUUUGUCACGCUGUGUUCCAUAUUUCUGCUCGGUCGGUAUCUGGCAAGACAUAAAGGAACAUAUUUAACAAAUGAAGCUAAAGGAGCUGAAGACGCACCAGACGCUGACACAGCCAUUAUCAAUGCCGAAGGCAGCCAAGUCAACGCUGAAGAGAAAAAAGAGUAUUUCAUUUAAAAUGCAGGCCAAGAUUCUGAGUUAUCCUUACAAGGCUGGCUGCUGGAGAAAACUGGCUAUCAUCUUUCAGAAUUCAUUUCUGCCAUCUUCUGCUACCUUUAUUAACUCCCAUCCUGUACCGCUACCAGUAGCCAGUGUAUACCAACAAUCAGCUGUCAAAAGCAUCAUUCUUUAAUUACUGUACCAUCCAUAUGCAGGACAUUUCUUACUGCCUAAAUUUCACACCCUUGCUCUUUUAACAUACAGUGCUUGAAUAUACAGCCUUAACAAUGUUAAUCAUCUCCUUGGAUCAUGAUAUUGAGUUGUUUUUAUACAUUAAAAAAAUAUGCACAGAUUUUCCCCCCAUUUUUUUUUCUUUAAGUCAUAGACCUUCUCAGUUUGUCAUUGGACAGCUUUCAUAAGUAACAGGAUUAAGUGAAGACCUAAUGUACUUUAGUUAAACUGAAGAUUAGAGGUUUACAAAUAAUGUUUUCUACAUGCCUAUAUUCAAAGACAACAUGUUUUGGAAACAUAUGCCCGAGAAAACAUAAACUGAAAAAAAAAAUCAUAGUGUAGUUUUUUGGAAUGUUUGUGACUACACUGGCAAAGCUGUAUCAAUUUACUAUUAAAAUAUAGUACCUGAUACAUGAGCCAUGUGUAUGAAUUGCAAUCAUGACACAACAUCCUACGCAAUUAUGUAGAUCCUCCCAUCAGAAUAGUGUAGCUUAUUUACCAAUAAAUCAUUUCAAACAUUUUACUGCUUUGGGAAUAGCAAAGAUUUCAUUCAUUUCUCUAAUUUGAUUCUAUAAUUUAUUCGCUCCAUUAAGACUCACCUGCCUAACAAAGUUGAAGUAUCCAUAGGGCACAAUUUUGAGACAUUUUAGUAUCUGUAUAUAGUGCAUAUAAUAAAUCCAAUUAAACAUUAUUUGAUACAUAUUUAACUUUUUGGCUGUAUGUAAUUCAGUCAUAAGUAAGCAUUUUCUAACGUCCGUUAUAUCCCUUUAGGUAUUACUUAAACUGAUAUUAUAAGUAGAUAACAUGUAUUAGUAUUUUUGUCUGUAUGUCCUAGCACUGUUCAACAACAAAUUUUUCUAGUUCUUGUUAAUUUCUAUUUGUUAUACAAUGGAAGCACAAUGUUAUAAGGAAAGGUAAUUUUAAACUAACAACCAGUGCACAGCCUCAGGUUUUAAAUUACAACCAUAGUUGAAGAAUAAUCUAAAACUAAACUUUUAGUUUGCUAAAAAUGUACAAAUUUUAAUUUGGCAGUUCCAGAGCUGCUUACCUAUGUUGGUUUGCCAAAAAGAGUGUUUAAGACAUGUUUUCUGUAUAAAUGAACUAAUUCUUUCUAUUCAAUUCCUGUCUAUGCAUUUUGUGAGGUACAAACUUAUGAAACAGUGAGUGAUAGAGAAUUUUUGCCAUGCUUUUAACUCCAAAGUAAAAGUCUCUUUCUCUGGAUUAUUUUGAAAUUUUGGUGUAUUUAACUAUUAAGAAAUGCUGUCUUCUUAAAUAUGACACAGAGUCAAUCUAAAGUCUUAUGAUUUCUUCUAGUAAAACACAAUAUUGUUAUAUUAGGUCUCAUUAAAUUUAUUGUAUGCUAAAGAAUUAAAAUACAGUUAGAUAAAAAAUAUUUUCCCAUUUACAAGCAUUGCACCUUUAAGAAAAAAACAAAUAUGAGAAUAUGGUAGCUAUCCUUGUGAUGUCUGACAGCAUGAGGGCCUAAGGUUUUAAAAAUAGUAUCUUGGAAUUUAUUUUUGGGGAAUGAGAAUGGUUGAGUACAACAUCAUGUAUUAAUAUCAAAUGAAAGAUAAGGGUGCUGUAUCUUAGAUUAUUUAUCAGAAAAGUAUAACUCUUUUAAGAAUAAUGUUAGAAGUUUUAAGUUUUUUUGAUUGUUGAAGCAUUUCCUUUGUUGAUUUCCUACAAAAGAAAAAAGGACGAUGUCAGUCAAGCAGCACUUUUUCAGAAUAUACAGAACAUAAAUACUAUGAUGUGGUUGAGUGUUAACAUAAUAAAUCAUAUACAGUAUGACAUUUUAAGGAAAUAAGUCUGCAUUGAUGUGAUUGCAUGCUUGUUUUUACAGUUCACUCCAUACCAUCUGUGGAAAAAUGCAAUAAUAUGUUAAUAUAGUAUGGUAGUUUGAGAGAAUCAGGUAGGUGCUACUAGACACAUUGAAACUAGAAUAGGUUUAUAAACUGUUCAUAUCUUUCAAUGCAUAAUCUUUAGAAAGAUUCCACAAAUCGAAAUUCAUCCUGUUAAUACAAAAUGGAAAGGUUCUUAUUACAGAAUAAGUUGUAUAAACUGCAUCAUCAAUUACUAUUUAAAGCCUAAUUUCAGGAUGCACUUACAAAAUUGCUACUCUUCAUCGAUGCUGCAUUUACAUCCCUCCUCAUUUCAUCUAUAUUCUACUUGGCUCCAACAGCUAAAUUGUUGCCUAAAUAAUUCAAUCAUUAUUUAUCGCGCUGUAAAAUUGGAAACCCAAAUUGGUUGCAUUCCACGAUUUUGGACUCUUUUAACCCUUCAGAGUAAUAUCAAAUCUUAUUAGAACUCUUAAAAACUCAGCUAAAUAAAACACUGGAUUAGUAUGCCAGUUAUAAUCAUUGGUAUAUUAUAAUUUGUGGACUCUAAUCAAAUGUUCGCCAGUUAAAUACACUUUGAUUUGAAUUAGAUGUCAUUUUCUGUGACUGGAAAAAAAUAGCAAUAAAGUUGUAUUUUCCUAUCUUUAAAAAUUAAUUUUCAACAAAAUUAGUAAUGAAAUUGUAAAAAUUCUGGUCAUUUCUAGUCCAAAAAAUCAGGAAAUAAUAACAUGACGUUUCUAUAUGGGCAACAUACCAGUUGUAAUGUUUGAAAUGUACACACUGUGUGCACGCACAGCUGAUUUCUAGCUCUUCUAUGUGAGCACAAUAGCUACAGAACCCAAUGGCAGAAGUGUGCACACACAGACACACACACUUGUCAUAGAAUGUGGAGCUUUAUUCCUUAUCAAAAGUAGCUAUUCUCUGCCAAUGUACUAUUUACAGUGUUAAGUGAUCGCUCUCUAUCAAAAAAACAAAAAAAAAGUCCAAACAGCAUUAUUCUUUGCUUUUUUUCCCCCCAUCUUGAGUGUCCCAGAUAGAAUUACUCUCAAAAUUAGGAAGAAAAGAACAGUUUGUGAGUGCAAGAGUAAAGACAGAGCGCAUGGCCUGAGUCUUACGGAUGUGCGUGUUUGUGGUAUGUGUGUGUGUUUAUGUAUAAGAGAGGAAGGGAGAUGGAAGAGAGAGAGAUUCAACGUGUUUUCUUUUACCAGAAAAUCCAAGAAGCAGUUUAAGGAACCAGAUAUUGGAGUUUAAUCUAGAAACUGGAUGAUCUCACAUUAAUUCAAGAUGCUUAAUCUUUCAUUGAUACCCAACCCCACCAUUAAAAUAAUAGAGAAAGAAAACUAACCUUCCUAAAAAUGGCAAAGAAGCUAACACCUCAUUUAUGUUUAUUUCUUUGUAAAAAAUAUAAAUAUCUCAGCUAAAAGGACAGGCUCAUUUGUAAUUAUGUACUCAUGAUUGUAACAGCAUUGAGAUUCCACAUAGGCACAUGUACAGCAGCUGUUUGACAGUGAUGGCUCUUCCAUGUAACAUAGCAGUUAUCGUGUAAUUUAGUGCCACUUAUUGCAAAGUGUUACCAAGGGGAACAUGUAAUGUUUUUCUUUCUUUUUUUUGCACAUUCAGGAUAAUUAAAUGGAAGACAAAUAUGAAAUUUCACAUUGUUUUCUAAUUUUGAAGAAAAUGCAAAACCUUAUACCAUGCAACUUCCCCAUGAUAUUGUUGAUUACGUAGAGUCUUCUAAAAAUGCACAAUGUGAUCUCCCUUUGCAAAUGUAGCCUGUGAUGCUAUACAAAACAAACAAAAGAAGCCCGAAAUCACAGCUGAAACAAAUGAAACACCUGAUGAGAAUUACUGUUGAGUAAUGCUUUUAUUAAGUGGCACAAAGUACACACUAAAAACUAUGCAAAAUAUAGGUAACUACAGUGUAUGUACAUGUAAGUAUCUCGUACUUGCUGUGUAUGGAUGUUGGAAACCCAUGUAAUUAUAAUAUGCAUUUUGAAUAUUGGGAAAGAGGAAAUUUUAGUGUAGAUAAUAGAAUUUGUUUUGAAAUAUACACUGGCAAUAUUGAAAUAUACUCAGUGCAAUAUCUGCAAUUCUCUUGCUGGAUGCUUAAUGCAAAGGGAUUUCAAAGAAUUCUACAAGAUCCAAGAGGUUGCUAAUCUUCACCUCUUACGUACUGAAACAUUAGGUAAAAAUACAAUUAAUUCAAGCUAUGUUUUUCUUAAACAUUCAAAUGAAAUACUAAAGUUAUAAUGUAGGUUAUUUUUUCAUGUUACUGCAGAGAAAGAAAUAACCUGAGUUUUAUUUUUUGAUUCAUAUUCUAGUUGAAUUUGAAUUCUUAAACUUUCUUUGAAAUAUGCGCAUGUUGUCAUAGAUGGCAGGUUUUUAUUCUAAGUACAAAUGUAGUCCAUGAAAGAAUAUAGGGUACUACCUUUAAUAAUUAAGUCACUGUAUCUUCAUAGAAUUUUUUUAAAUCUUUUUUUCUAUUCAUUUUUCCCUUUCUGUAGUCUACCCCAAACAAACCCUUUGCACUUAUACCCUUCCAAAGGCAAUGGAUUGAAAGUAGCAAGAUAAUAAAGAGAGAUUAAAGAGGACAACAUAUGAGAAUGGGUUCUAAAAUCAUCAGCAUUUUUAUGUAUUGAGAUUAUUAAUAUUGAAUGCAAUAGUUAUUGGAUAUAGCUGGUAAGUUCUCUGCCAUGCAUACUUACAAUAAUCCUUCUACCUCUCACUUUUAACAUGGGCUAUGAUACUUCAAUAUAAAUAGAGGAAAUAAUUAUUUAGAAGAUAUCCCAGGAAACAUUCUUAAGGGACUAUAUAACAGUGCAUUCCCCAUCCCCUGGGAAAUCUCAAAAGCCAAGUUCUUUAGUGUGUUCUAUGGUGUAUGAAUCUGCAUUUGUUUUUCUUUUUCUAUCAUUAACUUACCCUAUAGGUAAAAUAUAAUUCGAUAAAAGUAGUUCUUCUCAUGCCUAUUUAAUCUUACAAUGUAAUAUAAUUGUGUGGAUUUUAAAAUGAUUUAAAUGGCAACACUUUGCGAUCCAAUCUGAUUAUUUAAUUUUGAAAAUGUAAUAAUUUCUUAUAAUUUAAUGAUGUGUCUUAAGUAUUAAAGAAAAUCACUUAUAUGAGUUAUUUUACUGACAAGUAUUAUCUAUACAAGACAAAAAUUUAAGUAUUUCAAAACUCCAUCCUUAUUCACAAAUGAUUUUCAAAUAAUGCAAAGUAUUGCCACAAAUGCCCACUUUAUUUUAUCUGCAUACUCAUAAUAAGAAUUUUUUAGUGAUGUAAUUUAAUUAUCCUAAAAGAAAAUGACAUUUCAUGGACAGAUGUUCCUCCAGGAAAAAAAGAUACAUGAAUAUCUCAAAUUAUUAUGGUGAAUCUAUAAAGUAUGCUUAUAGUUACAAUAAGAUGUUUCAAUGUUCUGUGUUUAUGUUACGAGAAGUAUUUGGUCUGAUCUUUACCAUCUUGUCCAUAUAUAUAAAAACAAGAAAUGUAUUAUUAUUUUGGAGAGAAUGGGCCCAAUGUGAAACAAAUGUAAAAAAAAAUACACUAUUUUCCCCUAUGAAGUAUAAUGUACAUUUCAAAAGAAGAAAAGUUGAAAGAUAUUUGAAGAUUGCAGGGGCAAAAGGAAAACCUACCAGGGCUCAGCACUUAAGCACUUUCCCCACAUCCAGGGUCAAAGCAGCAGUGACUCCUACCUGGACUUUUAAGUGCAGUAUAAAAUGCAACACUCCACUUCUACACACAGUACUGUCAAACCUCAAACGCUUUCUUUCUUCAGAUGCUUUUCCUUGUACAAGAUGCGAGUAGACACUUUUCUCUUUAUAUUUGCUGAUAGUGAAAGUCAUACGCAAUAAAAUAUUGAUGGCUGAAAGCAGUGGUCACCAAUUCGUUAAAAGAAAAACUACGAAGUGUAAACCGAAUUGUUCUAUCGUUAUCCUCUUUGCUUUUCUCUGUGUUUUCAAUGUAUUGAAUGAAUCUCAUAAAUAGAAAAAAAUAAUUUAGAAAAAGUUCAAAGUUAGUACUUUUUCUCCUUAUAAGUGUAUAAAAUUCUAAUCUUUUUACAAAUUUAUUUAACUGUACCUGCUAUACUUAUUGUAGAUUGAAUGAUGUAGUUUAAGUCAUAACCCAAGGAAUCAUGAGUUUGGGAUAAAUGACCUGUUUUCUUCACGUAGAGUUUGCAUCAAUAUUUGUGAAUUGGUUGUUUAGCUUUUCAUUCAACCAAAAAAUAAUCCCUCAAGAAAGCUCCAUUUUUAUCAUAAAUGUUUCAACAUAAGCAACAUUAGAAUUCUACCAUGUUAAAAAGAAUUUAAAGACUUAUCUCUGAAAUGGUACCCAGACAUGCAGAUGUUCCCGGUAAUGUAGCUUCAAAUAUAAAAUGUUCUAUUUAUCUGACAUGAAAUUCAUAACUUUUGGAAGGGUAUAUUUAUAACAACAUAAAAAUUAAAUUCUGUGCUUUAAAAAUAUCUACCACAAUUAACCAAAUCGCACAAAAAAUAGAGAAACACAAUUAUUGAAUUUACUCUUGUCAUUAACAUUUUCAAACAACAAAAUGCAUAUUGUAAUAUUAGGUACAUGACACUUGCAUGUCGAUAUGCCUAUAUACUUACAAAGUAUUCAAUGUGUACUUAGUGGCGCUUAAACUAUGUCAUGUACAACUCUUAUAAACAUUCUUACAGGGUUCCCAUUGGCACUUCAUCUUUCAGUAAACUCUUGUCAGAAAAAAAAAGGUUGUCUCAUAAAUAUGGAAAAAUAAAAUUUGAAUUUUAGUUAUCUGUUGGACAUUACUGAAUUGUCUAUUCAUUUAGUAUACUUCCCUAAGCUUGAAAGCAAACAUUGAAAGAUGGAACUUUCUUUUUUCCAGUGACAGCUUACAGAAGGUAAUACAAAACAUAUUUCUUUAUGCUAAAUACAUUAUAUUCAAUAUGUUUUUUCACCUGCAAACAUUAUCCUUCUAUUUUAGUUUUCCUCAAUGAUGCUCCUUUUCCUUGUAUGUUUCUAAAUGAAAUUUUCAAAAAUUAAGCAUCAGUAAAGUAAAUGUUUUCUUAUUUGUACAACAUUUAAUCCUUAUUCCUUGGAACAUGUGAACCUUGUAAUAUGCUAAGAUAAAAAAAAUGUUGCUGACUUAGGGAAAUUUGCUUGAAGUUGCCAAAAUUUCAAAACUCUGUAAAGAUAAUUUUCAUUCACUUCUGUGUGUUUACUAAUGUUGAUUAGGAACAGAAACAAAAGUAACCUUUUUUUAAAAAAAAUUUUCACACUCUAACCAGUAUUAUAUCCACAUAUUUCAACUACCUAAGAUAAUACAAUUAAUAAUAUAACCAUCUUAAGCUUAUGCCAAUAAGAGUUUGAGAUAAGCUUUUAAAUUUAUGGAGGAUUUUCUUUGUGUCUUUGGAAGUUCACUUACCAUAAGGUAUUUUAUAGUCUUCUUUCAAUAACAGAUUUUGUUAUACAGGGUAAGCCAAAGGCUGUACAAGAUUUAGUGUCAUUGGGUCUGAUAUUUGUGUUAGGCCAUGAACUAUUCCAUUAAAAUUUAUCUGUAAAUACAAGGCAA
This is a messenger RNA of Nycticebus coucang (slow loris), 8989 nucleotides long. It is a transcript of the gene CADM2, whose product is annotated as cell adhesion molecule 2. The coding region runs from base 413 to 1396 and encodes 327 amino acids. The transcript is spliced from 12 exons. Lineage: Eukaryota; Metazoa; Chordata; Mammalia; Primates; Lorisidae. The record is from RefSeq and is a predicted model, not a curated record.